Messenger RNA from Rubroshorea leprosula, 852 nucleotides. The record is from the annotation of a GenBank genome assembly. NCBI's taxonomy places the organism in Eukaryota, Viridiplantae, Streptophyta, Magnoliopsida, Malvales, Dipterocarpaceae.
GUGAAACCCGUCAGAAGCCUCUGGCAUUUGCCACUGUCCUUUCUCACUCGGAACGAAAAUGGCUUCCAUCUCUAUAUCCAUACCCAAGACCUGCUUUGCUUGCUUCAGAGCCCAGAUGCAUUCCCCGAGGAGGGGAGGGAAUGUUUAUGUGGAGGUGGAUGCAGCUAUGAAUUCUCUGUUGCCUUUUUGGAAUGGGGUGCAUUUUAGGGCGGGGAGAGGGGGGCACGGCCAAGAGAGAGGACAUGGUGGUGAAGGUGGCGCCCAGGACUGUGAUCAGAGAGGCAGGGAAGGGAGGAGGUCUUGUUGGCGCUGUUGUAUCCUGGACAGGGGACACUGCUACUUCCUGGUGGGAGAGGUGGCCGAGGGAACGCCUCAUUUAAGUCUGGCAUCAAUAAGGUCCCCAGGUUGGCUGAGUAUGGCAAAAAUGGUCCGGAAAUGUGGUUGGAAUUGGAUAAGUGCUAAAGCUGGUUGCCAUGUUUGUAUGGUGGGUGCCCCUAGUGCUGGAAAGAGUACUCUACUGGGUGUAGUUUCGUUUGAUUAUGAUUCCACUAUGGUUAUACAUGUUGUUGAUGGUUACCCUCAGCAGCCAGAAUCUGUGUUUGAUGCUGUAUGUCUUAAGCUGGAAAUGUUUAGUCCUGAACUUGUUAAGAAACCUUACAUAGUUGCCUAUAACAAAAUGGAUCUUCCAGAAGCAUAGGAAACUUGGAAUUCAUUUAAACAAAGCAUACAAGGUUAGGGAAUUGAACCUUUUUGCAUGAGUGCAGGGAGUACAGAAGGCACACUUGAAGUUGUCUUUGCUGGUUAUGAUCUUCUUCAAAAAUGUAAAGAAUCCAAUAAGGAGUGUGACGGUCA